Penicillium macrosclerotiorum is the source of this 1605-nucleotide messenger RNA. RefSeq names its product WDR46/Utp7 family protein. Lineage: Eukaryota; Fungi; Ascomycota; Eurotiomycetes; Eurotiales; Aspergillaceae. Gene Ontology annotation, molecular function: protein binding. Gene Ontology annotation, cellular component: nucleolus; small-subunit processome; 90S preribosome. Gene Ontology annotation, biological process: maturation of SSU-rRNA from tricistronic rRNA transcript (SSU-rRNA, 5.8S rRNA, LSU-rRNA). The record is from RefSeq and is a predicted model, not a curated record. Bases 1 to 1605 code for a protein of 534 amino acids. The transcript has 2 exons.
AUGGCGGAUAACGCCUCGAAAAAGGCUGUUGUCACAGCCGAAGAUCGUGCGGUGAAGAAAAGACUCGCUGAAGCUCAAAAGGCCUACGGGCGUGGCAAAGCAGUCUCGACUAAGAACAUCCGCGACAAGAAGAUUCGCGGCACCCUGAGGGCGCAGGAGGCAAAGCAGAAGGAGGCAGUCCUACAAGCGAAGGAUGCAGAGAUUCUUCUUGAACAUGAAGCUGGAUUUCUUGAGCCAGAAGGCGAGCUCGAAAAGACAUACAAAGUUCGACAAGAUGAGAUUAAGGACAGUGUUGGCCUGGAGACGGCAAAGAAGGGCUUUGAGCUUCGAUUGAACGAUCUCGGACCCUACCGCGCAGAUUAUACCCGGAACGGUAGACACCUGUUGUUAGCGGGACGGAAGGGUCAUGUUGCGACAAUGGACUGGCGUGAUGGCAAGCUGGGCUGCGAGCUGCAACUCGGCGAGACCGUCCGUGAUGCGCGCUGGCUGCACAAUAACCAAUACUUCGCGGUGGCGCAGAAGAAAUAUGUUUACAUUUACGAUCACAAUGGAGUUGAGCUGCACUGUCUGAGCAAGCAUCUGGAGCCUCUCUUCCUUGAAUUCCUUCCCUAUCACUUCCUUCUUGCCAGUGCUACUAUGGCUGGCUUCCUCAAAUAUACCGAUACUUCUACUGGUCAAACUGUCGCCGAGUUGCCCACACGCUUGGGCCGUCCGACCUCUCUCUGUCAAAACCCGCAUAACGCGAUCCUUCACGUUGGACACCAGAAUGGAACUGUGACACUAUGGUCGCCAAAUUCCCAAACUUCUCUGGUGAAAGCACUUGUCCACCGCGGUCCCGUCCGAUCUAUGGCCAUCGAUCGGUUGGGUCGGUAUAUGGUUUCUACCGGUCAGGACCAGAGGAUGAAUGUGUGGGAUCUCCGGAUGCUUCGUGAAGUACACUCUUACUCGUGCUACCAGCCCGGUGCAUCUGUCUCUAUCAGUGACCGUAAUCUCACAGCUGUCGGCUGGGGUACCCAAGUCAGCGUGUGGCGGGGUCUGUUCGACGCCGCUCUCGCAGACCAAGGGAAGGUAAACAGUCCAUACAUGGCAUGGGGUGGCGACGGCCAGCGCAUUGAGAACAUGCGCUGGUGUCCAUACGAAGAUGUGUUGGGUGUCGCGCACGACCAGGGCUUUGCUAGUUUGAUCGUCCCCGGUGCCGGUGAGCCCAACUUUGACUCUCUGGAGGCCAACCCGUACGAGAAUGUCCGCCAGCGCCAGGAAGGCGAGGUGCAGUCACUGCUCAACAAGCUGCAGCCCGAUAUGAUCUCUCUUGACCCCGAGGUCAUCGGCAAACUUGACACCAUCAACAACCAAAAAGUCCAAGAAGAGCGCGACCUGGAUCGCAAGCCCGAGGAUCACCUGGAGAAGCUCAAGAACCGGGGUCGUGGCCGCAACAGUGCCCUUCGCAAGUAUCUGCGGAAGAAGGGACGCUCCAAUGUCAUCGACGAGAAGCGGCUCAAGGCCGAAACCAUGCACAAGGAACGUAUGGCGCGCGGCAAGGAGAGGAUUCGCCAAGAGCGGCAGGAGUUGGGGCCUGCUUUGGCUCGAUUUGCCAAGAAGGAUUAA